GGUACAGACAGGAGCAUCUCUCUGGCCGGAGAGGAGCCCAGCUUGGGCGGAGGCUGGGUCUGGCAGCAUGGCUCGCUUCAUGCAUCUCUCCUGGCUCACACUCCUCGCCCUGCUGUUCUCACUGGCUGGAGCCCUGCCCGAGGUCCUGCCGACCCAAGAGGUACAACCGUCUCCCCUCCACAUGGUGGUCUCGGUGGGAGACUCUGUCAACAUCACGUGCUCCACUACCGUGCCCCUGAAAGGGCUCUACCUGAAGCUGAAAUGGCCCAGAAACAUGGAGGUGAUUUACUAUGAAGACGGGGUGAAUGCCACUGUGGAUCAGCAGUUUUGGGGCCGUAUCAACUUCAUGGGAUCCCAGGAAAACCUGACCAUCACCAUGAGCCACCUAGAGAUGGCCGACUCUGGCGUCUACACCUGCUUUCCAGUCGCGGACCUUGAAUUCUCAGGUUCUGACACUAUGGUCAUGGUCACAGAAAAACUGUGCAAAGAGACACAAGAACCACACAAACACCAGGAGCAUGGGCUGAUGUCGCUCAUCCUCCCCUGGGUCCUUGCUGGGAGCUGCUUCUUCCUUGGGCUGGGCCUGGGAACGCUGUGUGCCCUGAGGACACAGAUCAAGAAUUCGUGUGCCUCCAGGGAUAAGAAUCUGAUCUACGUGGUGUAUGAAGACAUGUCCUACAACAGCCGCAACACCAUAUCACCCCCCAUCCAGGGCUAGUGAGCCCCUUGGAUCCCUGCACCCCACCAAGCCUAGCACACCCAGUACUCACACUCAGGCAGCUGUGGCAGGGGCUGUGCUCCUUGGUGCUCUCAAAUGGACAGGGUACCUCCUCCAGGAAGCCUUCUGGCCUGGCCCACCCCUUGGUGGCCUGGUCACACUGCCACCAACCACAAAGCUCGGCUGUCCUUUGGCCACCCUUCCCCUACUUCCCCUCCCACAGCUGAUCAGGGCCUUUUCUGUUGAUGGGCUUAGACAUCUGGCCAGUCCCAGGGCCCAGAGACUCUUGGCAAAGGGGGCAGGAGGAGGCC
Octodon degus (degu) is the source of this 1029-nucleotide messenger RNA. It is a transcript of the gene Cd7, whose product is annotated as CD7 molecule. The record is from RefSeq and is a predicted model, not a curated record. Gene Ontology annotation, molecular function: signaling receptor activity. The coding region runs from base 68 to 718 and encodes 216 amino acids. Gene Ontology annotation, biological process: adaptive immune response. The transcript has 4 exons. Gene Ontology annotation, cellular component: membrane. Lineage: Eukaryota; Metazoa; Chordata; Mammalia; Rodentia; Octodontidae.